AAUAAAAGGGUCAUUAAUUUUCAUUUGAUUUGAUUCCAAUCAGUCUUUCUUCAUUCUUCAACCAAUCCAAUUCCAUUUCCUCAACAAACUACUCUAUUCUCCGGCCACCGUCACCGACGGAGCGCCGUUAUCGCAUUCCUCAUAAUUCGGUGCUUGUGAAGCUUUUCGCAACCAACCAUGGAUAAAGUCUUCAACAAGCUCCGCAAUUUGGAUGCAUACCCAAAAGUCAAUGAAGAUUUUUAUAACCGCACUCUCGCCGGAGGUGUCGUCACCGUCGUCUCCGCCGCUGUCAUGCUUUUCCUCUUUAUUUCCGAGCUAAGAUUGUAUCUCUACACUGUUACAGAGAGUAAGCUUUUGGUGGAUACUUCGAGGGGAGAAACCUUAAACAUCAAUUUUGAUGUCACUUUUCCUGCUGUUCGAUGUUCAAUACUCAGUUUAGACACAAUGGAUAUUAGUGGCGAGCGGCAUCACGAUAUACUGCAUAAUAUAAUGAAACAAAGAAUUGAUGCUAAUGGUAAAGUGAUAGAAGCUAGAAAGGAAGGAAUUGGCGCACCAAAGAUUGAAAGGCCCUUACAGAAACAUGGUGGCAGGCUUGAACAUGAUGAAAAAUAUUGUGGUUCUUGUUUUGGUGCAGAAGAGUCAGACGACCACUGUUGUAAUAAUUGUGAAGAAGUUCGUGAGGCAUAUAGGAAGAAGGGAUGGGCACUGACAAAUAUAGAUUUGAUUGAUCAGUGUCAAAGAGAGGGUUUUGUGCAAAAGGUAAAGGAUGAAGAAGGUGAAGGAUGCAAUAUUCAUGGAUCUCUUGAAGUGAAUAAAGUGGCAGGAAAUUUUCAUUUUGCGACUGGCCAAAGCUUUCUUCAGUCAGCUAUCUUUCUGGCUGAUCUACUUGCUUUGCAGGAUAAUCAUUAUAAUAUAAGCCAUCAGAUCAACAAAUUAAGUUUUGGUCACCAUUACCCUGGAUUGGUUAAUCCUCUUGAUGGGAUAAAAUGGGUCCAAGGAAAUGAUCAUGGCAUGUACCAAUAUUUCAUAAAGGUGGUCCCUACAGUAUACACGGACAUUAGAGGUCGUGUUAUACAUUCAAAUCAGUAUUCCGUGACCGAGCAUUUCAAGAGUUCAGAAUUGGGUGCUGCAGUUCCGGGAGUUUUCUUCUUCUAUGACAUAUCUCCAAUAAAGGUCAACUUUAAAGAGGAACAUAUUCCAUUUUUACAUUUCUUGACCAAUAUUUGUGCAAUCAUUGGAGGUAUAUUCACAAUUGCGGGAAUAGUGGAUUCAUCAAUAUAUUAUGGUCAGAAAACAAUCAAGAAGAAGAUGGAGAUCGGAAAAUAUAGAUGAUGGGGUCAGGUCACACUAUCCUUCCUACAUCGGUGCUCUAAUGUCCGAGUUGAAUCUGCUCAUGACUUGUACUUGGUUGGUCAGUGCAUACGCGUUUCAUAUAACACCAUGAUUAAGCCGAGCUGUAGAUUCAGUUGAUUAAUGAAUUGUAUUUUUUGGAUCUUGAAGAUGUAGUGCUCUAGCCAUUUUCAUGUAUUUUGAAGAAUUUGAAGCUGUUAAGUUAAAAUCUAAAUAUUUUGAUUUCUUUCCUAUCUUGUUUAUUAAAUUUUCAAAGUUAACAGAGUGUAAGUUAUUAUUAAUUAAAUUUUCAAAGUUAAUAGUGUAAUGGUAGAGUUUUAUCAA
Messenger RNA from Medicago truncatula (barrel medic), 1674 nucleotides. Its product is annotated as endoplasmic reticulum-Golgi intermediate compartment protein 3. Bases 178 to 1332 code for a protein of 384 amino acids. The transcript is spliced from 13 exons. The record is from RefSeq and is a predicted model, not a curated record. Gene Ontology annotation, cellular component: COPII-coated ER to Golgi transport vesicle; endoplasmic reticulum. Lineage: Eukaryota; Viridiplantae; Streptophyta; Magnoliopsida; Fabales; Fabaceae.